Messenger RNA from Microthlaspi erraticum, 1536 nucleotides. Lineage: Eukaryota; Viridiplantae; Streptophyta; Magnoliopsida; Brassicales; Brassicaceae. The record is from the annotation of a GenBank genome assembly.
AUGCUUAAGAGGAAAAGAGAAGAAGAAGAACGCAUUUCAUACCUCAGGGAGGCUGCUGAAACUUUUGCGAAAAACUCAACCCCGAGCUCGUGGAAAGAGUAUGCGGAGAAACGGGCCAUACCACAACGUCCUCACUUUGAUCCACUGAGAUCGUUCCCUCAUGCUCUUCGCGAGAGGUUUGCCUUUGUUCAAGAAAUGAAGAACCGAUCAGAACCGACUGAAUUUCCAUUCAAGUUUCAGGUGAAGCCACACCAAAAGAAACGAGUUUUUUGCGGAGCCCGAUGGAGGGAGCGAGAGGAGGACAAUGAGAGCGCCACGAGGCCAAGUAAGCCACACCAAAAGAAACAAGUAUGGAGGGAGCGAGAGGAGGACAAUGAGAGCGACAAGAGGCAAAGUAACCUAGAACCGAUCCCUCUGGAUGUAGUAGAGGUGGAGAUACUAACUAGAUUGCCGGUAAAGUCUGUUAUGAGGUCACGAUGCGUGUCAAAGACGUGGUCUUCCAUCAGAAGCCAAGCUUUCAUCGACUCUUACUACGCUAUGUCCUCUGCCACGCGGUCGCGGUUUGUCAUCGUUUUCGGAAACGGUGUAUUCGUCAAGAAACCUUCCAAGCGUCUCUUCAUCUUCUCCGGAGAGCAAUCUUCUUCUUCUUCUUCUUCUUCUUCUUCUUCUUCUUUGCUUGCUGCCAAUCUCGACAUGACAAUACCUUACUUGACCACGCCUUACGGCUCCAAGUGUCCUUCCGUCCAUGGCUUUGUCGCUUAUUGUUAUGGUCAUCGGCUAACUAUAUGUAACCCUGGCACGGGCCAAGUCGUUACCUUACCUGUUAAAGGAGUCCGCACAACCUUGGGAUACGAUCCUGUUGACCAGCAAUUCAAAGCAUUGACCCUUUUGUCUACUCGUGAAGGUGGUCCUAAUUGUUUUACACAGCACGAGGUUAUAACACUUGGAAGAGGUGGAGAAUCAUCAUCUCGCAGUAGCGUAACCACCAAGGCUUAUAACCCUAUAACCAAGAGACUAUGCUUGAAUGGUUUCGUGUAUUAUGGUGCGUGGGGAAAUAGUAAAAGAACCAAGACGGUGAUUGUGUGUUUUGAUGUGAGGAACGAGGAGUUCAGUUUUAUCACAACGCUUCCCAAUGUCCUGAAUUGUGAUUCACAAUUGAUAGAAUACAAAGGCAAGCUCGCUGUCAUUGUGAAACACGGCUACUCUGCCUUCUUCGGCGGUUUCGAUUUAUGGAUACUAGAGGAUGUGAAGGAACAGGAAUGGUCUAGGCAAACAUUUCAGCUUCCCUACGAUUUGGUCGAUGUGACUUCCCCUGGCAUUAACAAGGCUGGUGAAAUCGUUUUUGCUUCCAAAAAAGUCUCACCUGAUCCCGAACCCUUCUACUUUUUCUACUACAACCUACGAACUAAAGACAUGAGAAGAGUUGAGAUCCAGUUGGUUGCACACGACCAAGCUUUUAGGAGCCGUUUUAAGUUAUUUGGCGACUGUAAUGUCUCUGUCUCCCUCCAUCACGUUGAUAGUAUUGCCUCUUUAUAA